CCUGCUGCCGCGAGGGCACUCGGGAAAUCCUGAGUGCGUCUGGAAUCCGGCGGGCCGUUGGGGCCAUGGCCACCUCUUCGGUGUCCAAGGGCUGCUUUGUGUUUAAGCCAAACUUCAAGAAGAGAAAGAUCUCUGUGCCAAUAGAGGACUAUUUUAAUAAAGGGAAAGAUGAGUCUGAGGACAGUAAGCUUCGAUUCGAAACUUAUCAUUUGAUAUGGCAGCAGAUGAAAUCUGAAACUGAGCGACUACAAGAGGAAUUAAAUAAAAACCUGUUUGACAGUCUAAUCGAAUUUCUGCAAAAGUCUCAUUCUGGAUUCCAGAAGAAUUUAAAAGACUGGGGUAGUCAAAUAAAACUCAGAGAAAUUCCAGCUGCUGCUCUUGUUCUAGGUGUGAAUGUAACAGAUCAUGAUUUAACAUUCAGAAGUCUAACAGAAGCCCUUCAGAAUAAUGUCACACCAUAUGUAGUCUCAUUGCAAGCUAAAGAUUGUCCAGAUAUGAAACAUUUUUUGCAAAAGCUGGUCUCACAGUUGAUGGAGUGCUGUGUAGAUGUUGAAUCCAAAGAGGAGGAAAGUGUUCAGGUCACCCAGAAAAAGACACAUUGUUCAAUGGAUUCUCUUUCCAGUUGGUAUAUGAAUGUCACACAGAAGACAGACCCAAAAAUGCCAAGGAAAAAGAGGACUUCUAGCCAAUGGCAGUCUCCUCCUGUUGUGCUUAUCUUAAAGGAUAUGGAAAGCUUCACCACAAAAGUACUCCAAGACUUCAUAAUUAUCAGCAGUCAACAUCUACAUGAAUUUCCACUAAUACUCAUUUUUGGAAUUGCCACAUCUCCUAUUAUCAUCCAUCGGUUGCUUCCUCAUGCAGUAUCAUCUCUGUUGUGUAUAGAACUUUUCCAAUCUUUGUCUUGCAAGGAGCACCUGACUACAGUACUUGAUAAGCUGCUUCUUACAACUCAAUUUCCCUUUAAGCUAAGUGAAAAAGUGUUACAGAUUCUGACCAACAUCUUUUUGUAUCAUGAUUUCUCAAUUCAGAACUUUAUAAAAGGACUUCAGCUUUCUCUAUUAGAGCAUUUCUAUUCCCAGCCUCUCAGUGUUCUGUGCUGCAAUCUCCCAGAAGCCAGGAGAAGAGUACAUUUUUUAUCAGCUAACCAGUGUGAAAACAUCCGACGUCUUCCAUCGUUUAGGAGGAUGCAGAAACCCUCGGAUAUAGAGGAAGAAACACAAUCAUUACUAGGAAACCUGUAUGUUUACCAUACAAAUUAUUUCCUGGUUUUGAGAUGUCUUCAUCAAUUCACCUCUUCUCUUCCCAAGUACCCAAUGGGUCGACAGAUCAGAGAGCUGUACUGCACAUGUUUAGAAAAGAGUGUAUGGGAUUCAGAGGAGUAUGCAUCCGCUCUGCAGCUGCUGAGGAUGUUGGCAAAGGAUGAACUGAUGACCAUACUUGAGAAAUGUUUCAAGGUUUUUAAGUCCUCUUCUGAAAAGCAGCUUGGCAGCACAGCAAAGAGAAUAGAGGAGCUCCUGGCCCAGUUUCAGAGCCUUGAUGCAGAAGCCAAAGAUGAAGAAGAUACUUCUGGGUCACAGUCAAAGGGGCUUCAGAAGACAGACCUCUAUCAUCUUCAGAAGUCCUUACUGGAAAUGAAGGAGUUAAGAAGAACCAGUAAGAAGCAGACCAAGUUUGAAGUACUCAGAGAAAAAGUUGUGAACUUCAUUGACAGUCUGGUGAGAGAAUAUCUUCUGCCUCCAGAGACACAGCCUCUGCACGAGGUGGUGUACUUCAGUGCUGCCCACACCCUUCGUGAGCACCUGAAUGCUGCUCCGCGAAUCGCCCUCCACACUGCACUCAACAAUCCUUACUAUUAUCUCAAGAAUGAAGCACUGCAGAGUGAAGAAGGCUGCAUUCCCAAUGUUGCCCCCGACAUCUGCAUAGCAUAUAAACUGCACCUGGAGUGUAGCAGGUUGAUCAACCUUGUGGACUGGUCAGAGGCUUUUGCAACAGUUGUGACAGCUGCUGAAAAACUGGAUGCAAAUUCUAUAACCUCAGAAGAAAGGAAUGAAAUUAUCCAUGCUCGGUUUAUUAGAGCUGUUUCUGAAUUGGAACUUUUAGGAUUUAUAAAACCUACCAGACAGAAGACUGACCAUGUGGCAAGGCUAACAUGGGGAGGCUGCUAGAAAGCAAAUGAAUGAAAUUAGAAGGAUCACAUUUAGCUUAAGAGAAAAAGGAGACCAGUCAUAUUUACAUACCACUAGAGGAAGACUGUUUUGGCGAGAAAUGAAAUGUGUAAUCCCUGUGUGAUGUGUGACCAGUAAGUAGACUGCUAACUCCAAAUAGGAAUAUAUCGAAACACCUUUUGAGUACUUC
This is a messenger RNA of Ceratotherium simum simum (southern white rhinoceros), 2355 nucleotides long. The record is from RefSeq and is a predicted model, not a curated record. NCBI's taxonomy places the organism in Eukaryota, Metazoa, Chordata, Mammalia, Perissodactyla, Rhinocerotidae.